UAAUGACGCAAUGUAAGAUUUAACCGACUUAGAACAUCCAUAAACACUAAGAUGACCUGGUGAUUAUGAUAAUUAUGUUGACUAUGAUAAAAAAAUUUUAUGAUGACGUUGUUCAUGUGGGUCAUUGUUCUAUCAUUCUUAGAAUGGACGAUGGUGAAGUACCAACAAUAUCUAUAUACUCAGCUGGUACCCGUAAACAAUAUCGCUCACGUAAAGCAUAAACUCUUCCAUUUUUAAAAAGACAAUAUAAUUAACAUCAUAGUAUUGUCCUGUAAUAGUCAGAUUCUUUAAACCACCAGCUGAAUUGUGUUAUAUAGAUGGUGCUACUGCCGAUAACAAUCAGCUACCGAUAACAAUUAUGACGUAUAUUUAGCAGUCUUCAUGAAAAGUAUUAGCAAAGUACUAGCAAAAAGUCACGCCAUGGAUUUCUGAUGGAACACAUUCUAAAUCUUCAAUUCAUUGUUCCAGCUAUAUCUAUUGAAACAGGAAAUACUAAGCCCGUGAGAUCGAAAAAAUCCGUUGAAUUAAAAAUGAGCCAACUUGCUACCUUGCCAAAAUACCGCCUUGAUCAGAAAGCAGAAUAAAGCGACUUUGCAGUAUAGAGUACUAGAAAGGGGCAUUUCUUGGACAUUCAGCACAACAUAUGUUUCUUAUGAGGAGGACUGGAAGAUAACAAGCAUGUUUGAAGACUCUUAUUUUACGCCUUCUGAGCAUACGGUGAUUGCCAUUGCUUUAUUUGUUAUCUCCUUUGGCGGCGUCAUUUUCAACAUCUUGGUAUGGAUUAUCGUGAUAAGGAAUAAAAACUGGCGAAGCCCAAUGAAUAUUCUUCUACUGAAUCAAACAUUAGGAAAUGGCAUCGCCGCUCUUUCUAGUAAUGCCUAUAUCUACAUUCUUCGCCCUGACAAACUCACCAGUUCAAAGAAGAUGCAACAUUUCAUUUGUGCGUUAACAGAAGGUCUUGGGCCUUUUUUUAUCUGUUAUAUAUCGUCAUAUAUAACCCUCUGUGCUAUCAGCUACAAUAGAUUUGUCAGCAUUCGAUAUCCAUUGAGAGCGAAUUUGAGGUUUACAAGCAAAAUGUCUGUGAUAUUCUGCAUUUUGUCAUGGCUUACUGCCUUCGUCUCCAUGAUGCCUAGUAUUAUUCCUUUGAAAUACGACGUAAACCUGAGAAUAUGCAACCGGGAUUGGAAAUCUUUCAAUGGCUUAGCUUACCGAAUAGCUGCACUAUUUCUAGGGAUCAUUCUUCCGACAUUGUUUCUUUGCUUAAGCUAUUUAGCAAUCUUCUUAAGCUCUAAAAAAGUGCAAAAUCAGGCGAAUUCUAUACAUGAUAUCAGGAGGAAAAGGCGAUUGAGAAAAGCAGAAAGGACCCUUGGUUUGUUGAUAUUGGUGUAUUUGGUGUGCUGGAGCCCUUUUUUUGCGUACUGGGCCAUAUCAACUUUCACAAAAACCCUUAGUCAAUACACGGUCAAUGGAGCAAUCAUGACCAAUCGCUGGCUGAGAUGCUGUGUGUUGAUUAUCUUAUGCGGUAGUGUCCUGAAUCCAUUGAUUAACAUUUCUGGUUGUAAUGAGCAUAAAUCUGGGGCUAGGGCGCUUAUGAAAUCGAUCUGCCAAAAGUUGCUUCCGAGAACAGGCAGUCAGGUUAAUGCAAUGAACGCUUAGUGUAGACCAAGGUGUAGGCCAAGGGAAUUCACAAGGAAGAAGUAUGGCAUUUCUUGGCAUUUCUUGAUGCAGAAAUGUCUACAAAAACUAUAAAUUUGCUGAACUUUCAUUCAUGUCUCUGGCUUUUCCUUCCGAUUUGAUAUUACAAUAAUGCAAUAUUGUGUUUUAAUGAUGUAGUUUAUAUGUAUAAUUAUAGCUGAUUUCAUCAAAAAAAGAACUUUCAACUUAGUUCAAGCUAGUUUUCCUUGGUUAGUUCUAAUAAUACGCUUGAAUGCAGAUGGCAAAAUAUUUCUCGAAACUUCAAUUCCAUUCACACACAGGGCAAUGUGAUGACUAAAUGGCCCUUUUGCCUUGACGUUUUCGAUUCUUCAUGAAAAUAUAGCAGACCGAGAAAGUUGCAUUUGAUUGGUUAUUAUUCUAACCAAUCAGUGCCUUUUAACUUACUAAUGUCAUUGGACUAACACACUUGUGUAAGUCUCUUAUACACUUGCGUGUAAGUGUGCAAGUCUCUUAUACAGUUGAACAAAAUCAGACCGAUUCUUAUUGUACUGCUACGCAGGAGGAUGGGACAUUUGCUGUAUUUAUAGUCAAGCAAAGGGUAGUGAAGAGUCACUUACAUAUCUUGUGCGACAGCUCCUUGUGGCCCUCUUGCUAUAAGAGAGAAGGGAGCAAUGGUAUUAAGCGAAGUUUGCAAAUUUAGCUUGCAAAAAAUUUUCAAGUUCAUUAAUUAAAAUCUGUAUGUCUAUAUGCUUUGAAAAGCCUACACUGAAAAGUUCAAGAAGAAGAUAAAAAUUUCCAUUACUCCUUGGAUGAUGAAACAUUUGUGACAGACAUUAAAAAUGUAAAAUAUUGAUACUAACAUUUACUGGGUUAACGAUCAGUAGAAAUAAUUCGUAGUUUAAAUCUAAAACCUUACCGAGUUG
Rhopilema esculentum is the source of this 2579-nucleotide messenger RNA. RefSeq names its product somatostatin receptor type 2. Gene Ontology annotation, cellular component: membrane. Gene Ontology annotation, biological process: G protein-coupled receptor signaling pathway. Gene Ontology annotation, molecular function: G protein-coupled receptor activity. The record is from RefSeq and is a predicted model, not a curated record. Lineage: Eukaryota; Metazoa; Cnidaria; Scyphozoa; Rhizostomeae; Rhizostomatidae.